Trichoderma breve is the source of this 2505-nucleotide messenger RNA. RefSeq names its product ankyrin repeats (3 copies) domain-containing protein. The record is from RefSeq and is a predicted model, not a curated record. Gene Ontology annotation, molecular function: protein binding. NCBI's taxonomy places the organism in Eukaryota, Fungi, Ascomycota, Sordariomycetes, Hypocreales, Hypocreaceae. Bases 1 to 2505 code for a protein of 834 amino acids. The transcript has 4 exons.
AUGAAGGAUUCAGCAUACGAAGACGCGGAAAGGCUUCAAAAAGAAAAAGAAGCCCAUCCCACAACGUGCAACUGGCUCUUUAACACCGAGCAAUUUCAGCAGUGGUGUCGACGUACCGAGCUCUCAAGCCACAACGGGGUACUUUGGAUCAAAGGGAAUCCGGGCACAGGAAAAUCAACGCUGAUGAAACACACCUUGCAAUAUUGCGAAGAAAAAAUAUUUGAGAAUAGUAUUAUUGCAGCACAUUUCUUUAAUGCUCGUGGCGACAGCUUUGAGCAGACGCCAAUCGGUAUGCUGCGUUUGUUAGUAUACCAACUAAUUCUCAAGGAGUCGUCCACAUACGAACGAUUCAUCCCUCUGUUUCGUGACAAACAGCAGAAACAUACAGAGUGGGCAUGGCGAGAGCCAGAACUGCAAAACUUCUUGCUUUCGGAGACACAGUAUUGCCCAAAACCGCUUGUUCUCUUUGUUGAUGCAUUGGAUGAAUGCAGCGAAUCACAUGUGCGAAACCUCGUGCGCUUCCUUGAAGAUCUCAGCGUCAAGUCAAAGGUGAUUCUCAACAUAUGUCUCUCGAGCCGCCAUUAUCCGACCAUCAGCAUGGAAAAGCAUUUGGAAUUAGUUGUAGAAACUACGAGCGAGCACGACAAGGACAUCAUCAAAUACACCGGCGACAAGUUGACAAAGAUUGACGAGCAGAUCAAAAGAGAAGUCCUGAAAAAGGCAUCUGGCGUUUUUAUGUGGGUUGUGCUUGUCAUUGAAAUGCUGAACAGAGCAUAUGAUGAAGGCCAGCUGGAAGCAAUGCACCAACUGUUACAAGAGGUACCCAGCGACCUUGAUGAAGUGUUCCUCACACUGCUCAGUAAAGACAAUCGAAGAAAGCAAGAGACUUUAUUUAUGCUCCAGUUUGUUUUAUUCACGAGACGUCUACUCAGCCCAAAGGAGCUGUAUUGUGCUACUCUGGCUGAAAUGGAAGUUUACGUGGGACCCUGGGACCCAGCACAAAUAACGCCAGACGAUAUACGGCGGCGAAUCACCCAUUCAUCGCGAGGUCUUAUUGAAGUACGACAAGGAGGAACCGUACAAUUCAUCCACGAAUCCGUCAAAGACUUUCUUGUUCGAAAUAAGAGAUUGCGAAUACUUGAUCAAAACCUUGGACUUGUAAAGAUUCUACUCGAGAAAAGGAUCGACGUUGACGCUCACGAAGGUCUCUUCGGCACGGCGCUUCAGACAGCUGCAGCAGGAGGUGGAGGGGAAGUUGUGAAAACACUGCUCCAAAAGGGGGCAAAAAUCAACGCUCAAGGAGGCUUUUUUAACACUGCACUCCAGGCAGCUGCAUCAGAAGGUCAUUCAGAGGUCGUAUCAAUAUUGCUUGAGGCAAAAGGAGCAAAUAUCGACGCACAAGGAGGCAUCUAUGGCACAGCACUUCAGGCAGCAGCUGCUGAGGGCAAUUACGAUGCUGUAGCAAUGCUACUUGAAGAGGAGGCACAUAUCGAUGCUCAAGGAGGGAUUUUUAAUACUGCACUUCAGGCAGCUGCAUCGGGAGGCCACAAAAAGAUUGUAACAAUGCUGCUUAAGAAGGGAGCAAAUAUCAAUGCUCAAGGAGGCUUCUAUGGCACUGCGCUCCAAGCAGCAGCCGCCAAAGGCGAAAAGGAUAUUGUAGAAGUUCUGCUUGAAGGGGGUGCCAACAUUAAGAUCCAAGCAGGCGCCUACGGCACCGCACUCCGUGCAGCUGUAUCAGAAGGACACAAGGUCAUUGCAGCAAUGCUACUCAAAGAGGGAGAAAGGGUUCAUGAACAAGAAGACAUUUCCAGUACUGCGCCCGAUGCAACUGUGGUGGGAAGCGAGAAAGCGAUUACAGAUAUACGAGUGGCGGACGUUAAUACUCAAAGAGGGGCAAGUGGCACCUCAUCCCAAGCAGCUAUAUUGACAGGCAAGGAUGACGUCGAAGUAUUACUUCAAGAAGUAGGGAAAUGGGAUGUGAAAAGCGACUAUUUCAGUACUGCACUUCAAAAGGCUAUAAUUACCAACGAUGAUAAAGAGAUUAUAGCGGUGUUGCUUAAAGAAGGGGUAAGUACUAAUACUCGAAGCAUUGCCUUUAAAGCGCUAUUCAACGGUAUAUCCAAGCCGCGCAAAGAUGUAAUGGGUGUGUUACUUGAAGGCAAGAUGAGUGCCAAUCGUCAAUGGAUAUUUGACACAGCGCUAUGCAUAGCGGCGAGCAAAGGUAAGAAGUAUUUUGUGGCCAAAUUACGUGAGAAAGGAGCAAAAUUUGAUACUCGCGAUAUAUUCUUCUCAUACACUUUACUGGCAGAUCCUAGGGAAGACAUUCACGACGAUGCUUUCAGAAUAUUUCUUGAGAAUGGGGCUGACAUUAACACUCAAAACUAUCGUGUUGAGACGGACGUUGAGACGGACGUUCAGAAGGCUGAAUCCCAGCGCCAUUGGGUGGACAUCUGGCUCUGUCUAGCGGGACUUAUCUCGGGGAUUCUUUACAUAUUUAUGAGUUAA